GACAUAUUCAAUCCUAUAAAGGCUCAGAAUCGUUUAACAUUUCUAGGGUUUUCGUAUCUAAGGAGGAAGAACAAGAAGCUCAGUUACAAGCUUACAAUUGGGGAGGGAGAAUGUUACGGUCAGGACUCAAACCCUGGACCUUGAGAGUACCGGAUGUCGGAGGCACCAUUCAGACCUAGGGAAAUUCUUCUGGAGAAUCAGAAAUAUUUUCAAAGCAUCUACAAGCACACUUACCUGAAAGGACCUCACGACAAGAUUACAUCAGUUGCCAUUCCUACUGCUUUGGCCGCAACUUCUUUGUUCUUCAUUGGACAAGGAGUCUAUAACAUGUCUCAUGGAAUUGGGAAGAAAGAAUGAGGCUUCCUGGACUCUGUAUGGUCUUUAUAGCAUGAAAUUGCUUGUUUAAUAGCUCUAAUAAUGGCUUGGUUUGCACAUUUCAUUGCUACCUAUGGAAAUAUUGAAGCUACCCUUGACGGGUUAUUUUCGGUUUGGUUUGAUUCUUUUGAAUA
This is a messenger RNA of Hibiscus syriacus, 509 nucleotides long. RefSeq lists its product as uncharacterized. NCBI's taxonomy places the organism in Eukaryota, Viridiplantae, Streptophyta, Magnoliopsida, Malvales, Malvaceae. The record is from RefSeq and is a predicted model, not a curated record. The transcript has 4 exons. The coding region runs from base 154 to 357 and encodes 67 amino acids.